This is a messenger RNA of Cinclus cinclus, 1095 nucleotides long. It is a transcript of the gene SNORC, whose product is annotated as secondary ossification center associated regulator of chondrocyte maturation. Lineage: Eukaryota; Metazoa; Chordata; Aves; Passeriformes; Cinclidae. Gene Ontology annotation, biological process: cartilage development. The coding region runs from base 730 to 1095 and encodes 121 amino acids. The transcript has 4 exons. The record is from RefSeq and is a predicted model, not a curated record. Gene Ontology annotation, cellular component: cell periphery.
UCGGCUCCUGAAUAUUUGUAGGUAAUGGAUGAGUAGGGAAAAUGUACUGUUCUUAAUACUGACCUACUCUGGUUUCUGUGUUUAGUAUGAAGUUAAGGUGGGGGCAUGUGCAGAUCGUGUGCUCAGGUGACCGCCUUGUCACCUUCUGUGACAAACAGGGCCCUUUUCUGUAGCAAGAGUGAUUUGGAUCAGUAGGGAUGGAGAAAACAAGGGCUCCAAAAAGCAAAGCAAUUGCUGCAGAAAAACCUGAAUCUGAAAUUUAAGACAAAACAACUUGUUGAAUUUUCAGAGUAUUAAGAACUGAAAUUUGGGGUGUUUAUGUAUUAAUUACAUGAUGGGAAACUGUAAAGUAUUCAUCAUCACAUCAGCUCCAAAAUACUAAUGAAAUUUCCUCUGUGACCAUCAUCUGGAGAGUUCCCCCUUUUAUACAUCUCAUCCUUUCCCUGUUCUUUGUUGCUGCAAAUGUGAUUUGGAAAAAACCAAACCUGUUUUUUUUUUUUUUGUGCUGUGAACUGUCACGAGCCCUUGAGGCAGGCAGGGUGAGGUGGUGCCAGAGAUCCCAGGAGGAUGCUGGCAUUGCCUGGCAAAGGCGACUCUUCUGGAACACUUGGGAGACUUUGACAGCAGUUCUGAGACCACCCAUGGCUCCCAGGCCAGCUCUUGAAAUUUGAGUUGUUCAGUGCUUUGAAGUUUUAAGGAUUCCUGCUGAAGCUUUUCCUGAGGCAAGCCAUGCCCUACCACAGAGUCCUUCACCUGGUCAUGCUAACGCUCUGCAGCAUCCUGGUCCCUGCUGUGCUGGCAGAAUACCCGCAGGAUUCGGUCCCCACCCUCUGGAACGAGCCGCCUGAGGUGCCUUCCGGAGCCGGUCCCUUCGACGCUGCCACCACCACCGCCCGGCUGUCGGACGCCACUGCCUUUCCCCCGUACACCUCCGAGCUGGAGCCUGAGGACACCACCCACCUGCACCGGCUGGACGCUGGGAACGGCUCUCUGGGGCCUGGAGCUAUUGGUGCCAUUGUCAUUGCCUCCCUCCUGGGUACGUCCGUGCUUGUAGCCUUGGUCAUCAUCACACUGAGAAAGUUCUCGGCCUCCUGA